Cladophialophora carrionii CBS 160.54 is the source of this 1353-nucleotide messenger RNA. RefSeq lists its product as uncharacterized. NCBI's taxonomy places the organism in Eukaryota, Fungi, Ascomycota, Eurotiomycetes, Chaetothyriales, Herpotrichiellaceae. Gene Ontology annotation, cellular component: mannosyltransferase complex; endoplasmic reticulum membrane. Gene Ontology annotation, molecular function: GPI mannosyltransferase activity; alpha-1,6-mannosyltransferase activity. The record is from RefSeq and is a predicted model, not a curated record. The transcript is spliced from 3 exons. Bases 1 to 1353 code for a protein of 450 amino acids. Gene Ontology annotation, biological process: GPI anchor biosynthetic process.
AUGAAGACGCUGUGGUCCAGCUAUGGACGCAACCGGCCUAUUCUCGCCCUCUUCGCCGCCUUUGUAGUUUGGAAAUCUUUGCUCGCUCUGAUCGUUCUGACUGCCCCUGGUGUCGGAUACGAUACGUCGACGAGUCUCCUGUCCUCUCGCACCGGUGGCGACAAUGUCGUGUUCAGCGAGCCAGAACCCAUGCCUAGCUCCUGGUUCAAGUUUAUACGCUGGGAUGCCAUAUACUACACGCACAUGUCUGAACAGGGACAUGUCUUCGAGCAGGAGUGGGCGUUUGGAAUUGGCUUGUCAACAGGAAUAUCUUGGAUCGCAAGGUUCCUUUCUGCGCUCGGUGUGAGCGUUAGACUAUCGUCAACACUCGCUGGCGUUGCGUUGUCUCACACAUCUCAUUGGCUAUCUGUGAUUCAGCUUUGGGUUUUGACCAAGGCCAUUGCCGAAGAAAUGCAAUGUCCAGACUACUAUAACCUACCUCUCAACGCUGCGGCACUGCACAUCAUCUCUCCAGCAGGGGUCUUUCUCUCGGCGCCAUAUUCGGAAAGCCCCUUCUCAUUCCUGUCCAUGUCUAGCUUUCUCAGCUUUGUUUAUGCACUUCAGCGGUUCAAGAACAAUCAAAACGUUGCGGGAUCCACGAGUAUGGUCCUGGCUGGUCUCAGAUCAUGUGUCGCUACUAUGCUUCGAAGCAAUGGGGUCUUGGCUGGGAUACCAUUUCUCUUCGAAGCGAUAACUACAGCACUGAGCAUCCUGUCACAGGGUCUUUCAACUGUGCGGAUUACUCGAAUUGCGUCCCUCAUCGCUGGUGGACUCUUGGUGGGCAUUGGAAUGGCAUACCCGCAGUUCUUGGCUUAUAAGGAGUACUGCUAUGGCCGGAGCCCUGAUGACAGGAGACCUUGGUGCAACCUGACCCUCCCCUCAAUCUUCACUUGGGUCCAGUCUCAUUACUGGAACGUAGGCCCAUUUCGCUACUGGACAGUGUCAAACCUCCCGUUGUUUCUUCUGGCCGGCCCUUCCAUUUGGCUCUUGACAUACUCGGCGAUCGAUGCUCUACGACGCCCAUCAAGUCUGGUGCCAGGAUUGUCUCCAGCCUCAGCCGGAUCUAUCUCAUCUAACCAAAAACGAAUCAUAAUGAGUCUUGCGCUACCACAACUUGUGCUGGCAAUCCUCGCACUGACGAGUUAUCAUGUACAGAUCAUCACCAGGCUGUCCUCUGGGUAUCCUCUCUGGUACAUCUGGCUGGCGUCCAAGCUGACGGACGAGCCGAGGACGGCUUCGCUGGCUGUCCGGUGGAUGGUGCUUUAUGCCUUGAUCCAAGCCGGGCUCUACGCGUGCUUUCUCCCUCCAGCUUGA